AUGCUUCCAAAAAAUAUCUGUUUGGGGAUCAUGUUUCUUAUUGCAACCACAGUAGGAACUAUAGCAAACCUUUUCCUCUUUACCUCUUAUAUGUUAAAAGUCCUUGCUGGUCGCAAGAUGAGUUCUUUUAUUCUCAUUUUCAUUCAGCUGACCUUGGUGAACACCAUUCUCCUUGUUACCAAGGGAAUCCCUCAAAUAUUGCAGGGUCUGGGGAGGAAGCAUUUCCUGGAUGAUGUUGGUUGUAAAGUUGUAUUUUAUCUUCGCAAAGUGAGUGAGGGCCUUUCAAUUUCUUUGACUUGCCUCCUAUGUACCUUUCAGGCCAUCACCAUCAGUCAUGGUAAUUCCAGAUGGACAAAGUUCAAAGUCAGAGUCAUACAACAUACCACCCACUGCUAUCUCUUUUGCUGGAUUCUCAAUCUGAUGAUAGAAAUUCCUGUACCAGUAAGAGUAAGAGGUCCAAAAAGCAAUAGCAACAUUAUAAAUGCAUUUGAUGAUGUAUUUUGUACUUUAGAACACAUUAUAGAUAUUUAUUUGAUAAUGACCAUUUCGAGAAAUGUGCUUUGUUUGGGGUUCAUGGGCUUUGCUAGUGGCUACAUGGUGCUUCUCCUACACAAACACCACCAGCAUGCACAGAAAAUUAGGAGCACCAACCUCUCAUCUGGAAAGCACCCUGAGAUCAGAGCCAUCCAAACUAUCCUUUUACUGAUGAACACAUUUGUCAGCUUUUAUGUGUUCACUUCUAUUUUUACUCUUUGUCUCAGUUAUUUGAAUCAAAAGUUUUCCUGGAUGUUGCCUACUGCUAUUUUUAUGUCACUAUGUUAUCCAACCAUCAGUCCCUUUGUGUUGUUAAUACCCAGAGUUCUCAGUAAUCCCUCAAUUGUCUGGAUCAAAAAAAAAAUCCUCAUUCUCACAUUGGUGUCAACUCUAAUCAUGGAGGCAUCAAUAGAACCUCAAUGA
Sarcophilus harrisii (Tasmanian devil) is the source of this 957-nucleotide messenger RNA. RefSeq names its product vomeronasal type-1 receptor 4-like. The record is from RefSeq and is a predicted model, not a curated record. NCBI's taxonomy places the organism in Eukaryota, Metazoa, Chordata, Mammalia, Dasyuromorphia, Dasyuridae. Gene Ontology annotation, biological process: G protein-coupled receptor signaling pathway. Gene Ontology annotation, molecular function: pheromone receptor activity. Gene Ontology annotation, cellular component: membrane.